Molecule: messenger RNA, 2584 nt
Organism: Aegilops tauschii subsp. strangulata
Lineage: Eukaryota; Viridiplantae; Streptophyta; Magnoliopsida; Poales; Poaceae
Biological process (GO): SCF-dependent proteasomal ubiquitin-dependent protein catabolic process
Cellular component (GO): SCF ubiquitin ligase complex
Molecular function (GO): protein binding
Source: RefSeq, a predicted model, not a curated record
ACCUUUCCUCCUCCCUCCCCACUCGUGGCCGGACCUGACCUGACCUCGCGUCGUCACUGUCGCUCGCGAGACUUCGCCGGAUUGGAAUCAGAUACGGCACGACGGCGACGAUUUCAGCCGCCGGCUCCGUCGAGCUCCGCUAAUCCGUGGCUCAGCCCAGCAUCAGGUGGCUCCGGUGGCCUGAUCCGACGCCCGAUCAGAGAUUUGGGCAUUUUUGCAGUUCGCUCUGCCUGCCGUCCGCGAUUUGCAGAGCUUGGUGCGGACGGAAUCUUCGAUACUGUUGCAUAUUUGCAGGGUUCUGUGUUCUGUUCGGCAUAAUCAUCCGCAGGGGCUGGUUGCUCUGUUCGUGGGGCUCAAUUGCGUGUAGGAUUGGUUGGCGGUGUGUGGUGAUUGGACGCCCAGGCUCAGAUGGCGUUGAAGAAGGCCAAGUCGUAGUCACGCCUGGAAUGGAUGCUAGGGAAUCGAGCCGUGGCCAGGAAGAACACGCACCUCUGAGUCUAUCCAUGGUCCGUGACACUGUACGUCGAUCCAUAGACUUGAGGCAGUGAUCAGGUUUUGUUCAGUGCAAGAACUCGCCAUGGGCAGUGCCUGCUCAAGGAACAGAGGCCAGGUGGUCCAUGAGGAUCAACUGUACAGCGUCAAGUUCUCCAAGAGCGGCAGCUUCAAGUGGCUGCUCCACACGCUGUCACGCAGCAGCUCUGAUGUGCUCCGGAAGGCGCAGGGACCGGGCCCAGGUCGCCGCCCGUCGCUGGUUGAACUUUGCGUGGCCAGAGUCCGUGAGGACAUAAGUAGGUAUUCAGAUUUCUCCAUGCUGCCUAGGGAUCUUAGCCAGCAGAUAUUCAACGAAUUGGUGCGGUGUAGCUACAUCAAUGAGGAGUUGCUGGGAGCUUUUCGCGACUGUGCUUUGCAGGAUAUUUGUCUGGAUGAGUACCCUGGAGUGAAGGAUGCUUGGAUGGAAGUAAUCGCUUCUCAAGGGCAGUCCUUGCUAUCUGUUGACAUCUCUUGCUCUGAUGUGACUGAUAGUGGAUUGAAUCUUCUCAAAGAUUGCUCAAAUAUGCAAAGUCUGGCAUGCAAUUACUGUGAUCGAAUUUCUGAACAUGGACUUAAAACAGUGUCAGGCCUCUCAAACUUGACAUCGCUCAGCCUUAAGAAAUGUGCUGCUGUUACAGCUGAAGGAGCAAAAGCCUUUGCCAAGUUAGUUAACUUGGUAAAUUUGGACCUUGAGCGAUGCCCAAAAAUUCAUGGUGGCCUUGUUCAUUUAAAAGGCUUGAGAAAACUGGAAACACUGAAUAUGAGAUAUUGUAACGGCAUCACUGAUUCAGAUAUGAAGUAUUUAUCAGAUUUUACGAGCUUGAGAGAGUUGCAACUGUCUUGCUGCAAAAUAAGCGAUUGUGGUGUUUCUUAUCUGAGAGGUCUAUCCAAACUAUCCCACCUAAAUCUGGAGGGCUGUGCAGUGACUGCUGCUUGUUUGGAAGCUAUAUCAGGAUUGGCUUCAUUGGUUUUGUUAAAUCUCAAUAGGUGUGGCAUAUGUGAUGAAGGCUGUGAGAAAUUGGAAGGUCUUGUCAAAUUGAAGGUUCUUAAUUUAGGGUUCAACCACAUUACAGAUGCCUGCUUGGUUCAUCUACGAGAAUUGAUCAAUUUGGAGUGUUUGAACUUGGACUCAUGCAAGAUUGGUGAUGAGGGGCUAUUGCACCUGAAAGGCCUUUUGCAGUUGAGAAGUUUGGAACUUUCGGACACUGCAGUUGGAAGCAAUGGACUUCGUCAUCUCUCUGGUCUUCGGAAUUUGCAUAGCAUGAAUCUCUCUUUUACAGUGAUUACGGACAUUGGUCUGAAGAAAAUUGCUGGCAUGAAUUCACUGAGGUCACUGAAUCUUGAUAAUCGCCAAAUCACAGACAAUGGCUUGGCAGCUCUUACAACUCUCACCGGAUUAACGCACCUUGAUCUCUUUGGAGCUCGUAUAACUGAUGCUGGGACAAACUGCCUCAGAUGUUUCAAGGGUCUGCGGUCUCUGGAGCUCUGCGGUGGGCUAAUCACCGACGCCGGAGUGAAGAACAUCAAGGACCUCAAAGACCUGACGUUGCUUAACCUAUCCCAAAACGGCAACCUCACAGACAAGACCUUGGAGAUAAUCUCGGGCCUGACCGCUUUGGUCUCGCUGAACCUGUCGAGCUCCCGGGUGUCCAACGCCGGUCUCCACCAUCUGAGGCCGCUGCAGAACCUGCGCUCGCUGUCGCUCGACUCGUGCAAGGUGACGGCCUGCGAGAUCAAGAAGCUUCAGCUGGCCGCCCUCCCCAACCUGGUAAGCGUGCGGCCGGAGUAGUCCGGUAAUCGGCACCUCCGUCCAUCUGUAGAUAGCCACUACGAGUAGAGCAGCAGAACGUGCCUGCGCGUCUGUACAUACAUAGUCUUGUGAGUUACGGGAGGGAUUGUUGAUCUGAUGAUAGACUGAACUGUUUAUGUCGUCUACGGUGUGCCCAUUAAAGCUGAUGCGAAGAAACAACUGUAAAUGCGUCGUGCUUCCUCCGCAUUUGGGAUGGUAUGUAAAAUGUAAUGGCUCCUGUACAUAACAGUUGGUGUUUGCGAA